Messenger RNA from Conger conger (European conger), 5476 nucleotides. Its product is annotated as cytosolic carboxypeptidase 4-like. Gene Ontology annotation, biological process: proteolysis; protein side chain deglutamylation; C-terminal protein deglutamylation. Bases 235 to 3399 code for a protein of 1054 amino acids. Gene Ontology annotation, molecular function: zinc ion binding; metallocarboxypeptidase activity. The record is from RefSeq and is a predicted model, not a curated record. The transcript has 24 exons. Lineage: Eukaryota; Metazoa; Chordata; Actinopteri; Anguilliformes; Congridae.
GCUGGGUAGCAGGGAGCUAGGGGUGCUACUGUCCACACUGCAGGGCUCUGUUGAUGCUGGAAGCACCCUUAGUAUACUCAACAAGUUGGAUGAGUUGCUAUCAGCUGUAACUGCAUUUUCUGAGCAGAGUCUACAGUAAGCUGGUUGCAGUUGGAUUGAAACGUCAUGGAUGGGCAGUGCAGGACUGAUUCGAUGUGAAUUGAAGAUGGCUGGACUGACAGACGGAUCCGCUACAUGAUCUCUAAAGGUGGGAGCGAGACCCUCCUUGGCGUGCUGGUGGAAGAGGCCAGAGCCUCCAUUCCCGAUUACAGCGUCCUGCUCCCACUGCUGAGCCUCCUGGCCAAGCUGGGCCCCCGAGACAGAAGAAUUGGUCAGAAAGCACAGGCAGCUGGGGCAGUGCUUCUCACCCUGGAUCUGCUGCGACAGAACCUGAAAUGUGACAGGAGGGCAACGGCCUGUCUCUUGGUCCUUCGGGUUUUCUGCUCCUCGGUUUCCACCGCUGUACUGAUUGGCAAAAACAGAGGCCUGGAUAUUGUAUUUAAGCUGAUAGCCCCUCAUACGACAAAGCAUAUACAGAUGGUGAAAGCAGCCAUAGAUACACUCGCCGCAAUAUUCCAUUCAAAGGCCAACAGCAAGUCUGCGGCCGCCAAGGGUUACAUCUCCUGUCUGCUGAAACUGUACGAGGACUGGCAUCUGAAAGACAGGGAGAACUGCUGUGUUCCCAUCCGCAGGGCACUGCUUCACUGCCUGCACUGUGCCACCAACACGAGGGCUGGGAUGGAGGCCCUGCUGGCAGAGGAAGGCAUGACACUGCUGUUCCAAAGCACCCAGGCUUGCCUGGGCGUUAAGUGUCUGGACUCCCUGACUGACUCUGCUGUCCAGCUGAUGAGGAAGUGUCAUCCAAAGUGUCCUGUUCCCCUGACCUCAGAUCAGAGUGUCUACAGCUUUCCUCUGCCAAGGAGGCUAGUCUCAAGUGUGCCUACUGAUCCAGAGGUCCCAGAUGAUAGAUCUGAAAAUGACAGUGACGACGACAGCACGGCCGAUGAGUCUGACCACAGGGAAUAUGACGAUGAUCUGGAGAUAGACUUGGAAAAGCUACGCAACAGACCUGAACCUGACAGACCGUUGGAACAGCUAGGCCAGUAUGUCCGGCUGUGUCCGGAGCUGCGCCAUGACUUCCCGGAUCUGGACUCAAGCUCUGAGGUGGAUGGCAGUUCAGACGAGGAGCUUGUACCCAAUGGAGAAGGAAAAAAUCACUGUAAGCAACAAAGGAUAUCGCGCCACCAGCAGGAACGAGGAGGCUCUUCCUCCACCAGACCCCUUGAGAAGCAGGCCACCGCAGAAGAGGUGAACACAUCUCCUUUCCAUGAGGGAGGGGGUCCAGCUGAGAACCAUUGUCUGGGCAGGUCCAAACGGGACAGUCACAGCAUGGUGGACAGACUCUUGGAAAGACACAGGGCCUGCAUCCCUCAUCACGACCCACGCAAGUACGCGGCCAAUGCUGCGCAAACAAAGUCCAUAGCCGGCUACUCCAUCCUGGCCUUUCCAGACUUCUGGGGCCACCUCCCACCAAGCUACCAGGAGCCAAUGGCAAGCCGGAAACCAAAUGUGCAGAGACAGAAAGUGUUAGAAGACAUCCGGCGCUUCCUCUGCCCCGAUGAUGUUAUUGAUCGAGUUGUGUUUGACUUGGAAGAUCCCAGUCCUCCAGGGCUCUUUGAAGAGCCCUGUUCCCUGCGUUUCUACUCCAAGUUUGAAUGUGGAAACCUGCGGAAAGCUAUCCGUGUUCGCAAUUACGAGUACGACCUGAUCUUGAAUGCAGACGUAAACUGCUCCCAUCACCUCCAGUGGUUCUAUUUUGAGGUCAGCGGAAUGCAGGCCAACGUCUCCUACCGCUUCAACAUCAUCAACUGUGAGAAAGCCAACACCCAGUUCAAUUACGGGAUGCAGCCUGUUCUGUUCUCAGUGUGUGAGGCACUCUUGGGACAACCACACUGGCUGCGAGUGGGCAGUGAGAUCUGCUACUUCAGGAACCACUUCAGCCCUAGCGAUCACCUGAAAGGGCCCUCAUACUACACACUGAGCUUCAAUGUGACCUUUCCACACAGUGAUGACGUCUGCUACCUAGCGUACCAUUACCCAUACACGUACUCUACCCUGCAGACACACCUGCAGAUGCUGGAGCGCUCGGUUGACCCCUGCAAGGUGUUCUUCCGCCAGCAGAGCCUAUGCAGCAGCUUGGGAGGAAACCCAUGUCCCCUGGUCACCAUCACCGCCUGCCCCCCGUCCCGCAGCUGGAGUCACCUGUACCAGCUCCGUAACCGGCCAUAUGUGGUGCUAACGGCCCGGGUGCACCCUGGAGAGAGCAAUGCCAGCUGGGUAAUGAAGGGAACACUGGAGUUCUUGUGUAGCGGUGACCCUGUUGCAGAAGGACUGCGAGAGGCCUACAUCUUCAAGAUCCUUCCCAUGCUCAACCCAGACGGGGCCAUCAACGGCAUGCACCGCUGCUCAUUGAAUGGAGAAGAUCUCAACAGGCAGUGGAUGAAGCCUGACUUGAGCCUCAGUCCCACGAUAUACCACACCAAAGGCUUCCUGCUCUACCUCAGCAGCAUCGGGAGGACUCCGCUGGUAUUCUGUGACUACCAUGGUCACUCCAGGAAGAAAAAUGUCUUCUUGUACGGCUGCAGUGUAAAGGAAACACUCUGGCAGUCUGGAUCGACGGUCAACACCGCCACGCUGAAGGAGGACCCGGGAUAUAGGUCAAUCCCGAAAACCCUGGACAGGAUUUCCCCGGCGUUCUCCUUCAACAGCUGCAACUAUCUAGUGGAGAAGUCGCGAGAGGCGACAGCGCGGGUGGUGGUGUGGCGUGAACUGGGGGUCCUCAGGAGCUACACCCUGGAGAGCACUUACAAUGGCUGUGACCAGGGCAUCUACAAGGGUCUGCAGACUGGGACGAAAGAGCUGGAGGAAACGGGCCUGAGGUUCUGUCAGAGCCUGCUGUCCCUCCGGAGGAACACUCUAAUCUCCAGCAGGAAGUUCUUCAGCCAUGCGUCAGCCCUCCUCGACCUGGAUGACAGCCUCCUCGACCACAAGUCCCACAACUCUUUUGAGGAUGACGAGCCACCUUGCGAGGAGGAGAUUGAGUAUUUAAGCAAGCGCUCUCCGGAGUUUGGCGGCAACAUGCGGAACUCUGAGGUUAAUGGCAAUGUGUCCAGCUCUGAAGAGGACGCUGAUGAGGAGGAGUGGUGGGAAGAGCCCAGGAAUGGCCUCCUGCACCCAGACAGGAAGCCCGAUCUCAUUCCCCACCUUAAGCACGAAGCCUCUCCAGAGACACUACAUAUCAGUCGUGGCAUGGGUAGCAGCAUUGACAUUGUCAACGGGGAGCACUUACUUAAUGGAUGACACUUUAACAUUCAGGUUCUCUAAUGCUUUUCAACUUAGAACGUAACUGCUAUGUGCAUCACCUUUGAUAAACCCUUUGUGGAAUUAUCUGCAAGCCUGUAGGCUUUCAAAUAAUUCCACAAAGGGAAGAACAAUUUGUUGUGUAACUCCUUUAGCAAGAGUAACAUACCUUGCCAUUUACAAAACAAGCUGAGAAAGCCUACUUGUGGUGGUGUCAUUGAGGUAUGGUAGAUGCUGUAUGACACUGUCAUCAUUACCCUUUUCCAAAAGUCCCUAUGCCUAGCUUUCUUGAAAUUUGAUAGCUGUGGAAACAUUAAGACUAAAUACCUAUAGCUCACCAGGCCAACAUAUGCAAAGGUGCUGUACCACUGAAAUAGUGUCCUCUGGUAAUUUACGAAAUGUGUUCAUACUUUUAUAGUUCUGUAAAUAUUUAUAAUGCAACUAUGAACCUGAUGUCUGUUUCACCAACAUCAAAAUUAUAUAUCCACAUAAUAUACACAUAUACAUAUGUGUUUGAAUUGUAGCCUGGAAAUUGUUUACUGCUGGAAUGUUUGGAGGACACCCACACAUUUUUACCAGAUGUAAUUAUGGUACUCUACAUGCUGAUUAAUGCACAAAAGCAGUUUGCAGUAGUGGGGUUUAUGCAAGUGAUGCCUUUUAUGGCAUUGGUUUAUUUAACAAAAGAACAUGGUACAUGUAGAAGUAAGCAUAUGCAGUAUAUUAGAUCAUUAAUAAAGACGCUUUAAGUACGUCAAAUACAGUAACUCAUGUUUAUGGGAUGCAGUCUUUCAAUGCUGUUUGAUAAAAGUGCAUAAAUCAUAAUGCAUAAAUAAUUAUUGAUAACAGCAACUAACAACCAUAUGUAUAUUAUUUCUCAAUUUAAAUUAAUAUAUUUUGAUAACAGUCUUGUUAUUGUCUGUUUUGUUUUAGUUUUUAAAUGUGUUUAAAUGUUUGUUUCUCCAUGUUUAUCAUGAAUGCGUCUUAUGUCACAUGACUCUUAACCCCUGUAGGCAAGUAAGACUUCUUUUUGCAUUAAAUAUCAAUGCAAUAUAGGAAUUACUUUCCUUCUUCCUACUUUCUUCUACCUACAUACAGUGGGGUCCAAAAGCCUGAGACCACUAGUGAAAAUGCUUCCAUUAUUGGCAUACGCUCUUAACCAGAGCGACAUACAGUUGAUUAGACUAAGCAGGAGACAAUCCUCCCCUGGAGCAAUGCAGGGUUAAGGGCCUUGCUCAAGGGCCCACGGGUGUGCGGAUCUUAUUGUGGCUACACCGGGAUUAGAACCACUGACCUUGCGUGUCCCAGUCAUUUACCUUAACCACUAUGCUACAGGCCGCCCCCAAAAACCUUAAAUAUCUCAGAAGAUAAUAGGAAUAUUGAAAAGCUAUGAACAAGCACAGUAUUCAAGACAUUGUUUACUAUGGGCCUGGUGAUUUGAUUGUUGGUGGAGGUUUCCUGGAGAAACUCUAUCCACGAUAAAAGUGCCUAUAAUACUUGUGUCCUGUGGUUGCGCUCAUGACAAUUAAGAUCAGUCUUAAGAUAAAAACAUUUUCCACACUCUCGACACCUCGACACGGCUUCCAUUUUGCAUUCUUUUCCAAUUUAAUACAAACUGAUUAAUGUCAUCCCAGCAUUAUGUGACAAAGUUCCUUUACUGAAUGCUUGGCUUUUCUCAGUCUUCAAGUGCCCCCAGAAAUGUUCAAUGGGGUUGAGGUCAGGAGAUUGUGGACUGUUUUCUUUGGUCUUUGAGUAUUUUUUGCAAAGCUUUGAAGUAACUUUGAAGUAAUUUGUUUUAUUUUUUCCAAAUCCUAAAACUUUUAAUUAUUUCCAGGAAUACAUUAAGAAAUAAAGUCAAGGUGGUCUCAGACUUUUGGAUCCCACUCUAUACAGUAUUGAUGGAAACAAACUGACCUCAACAUAAACCACAAUUUAUAUAGAGAAUAUACUACAAAUAUUUAUCUGAAGUACGGUGCUGAAAACAUGACACAAUGAGUGGGAUAAAAAGGGUAAAAGAGCUACUAUCUGCUGACAUGAACUUUUCAUGACAAUGGGUGAGACACUGAUCAGUUAAUGAAUG